AUGGAAAGGCUGUGCGACGAAGAACGAUAUGCUGACCUUAAUAACGAUUAUGUCGAUGACAAUCACGAUGAGGAGAUAAAGCGAUUACAUUUAGCUCUGGCCGACGGAUCCGGUUAUUCGCAAAUUAACUAUAAUUAUGAUGAAAACAAUGCGCCGACGAGUCAACUGACAGAGGAGUUGACGUGUGAGCAAAAGCUGACCACCAGUGAAGACUCGGAUCGUUUUAAAUUACCGACCGGUUUGAGUCCACCCGAAAACAUUUCACUGCCUGAGAGUCAAAAACUGCAUCACAUAAUCGAGAAGACGGCUCUCUUUGUUAGUAAACACGGCAUUCAAAUGGAGAUAAUUUUGAAGACCAAACAGUCGGCGAACAAAAAUUUUGAUUUCUUGUCGUUUGAAUCGCAACUCUAUUCGUAUUAUAAAUACAUUUUAGAGGCCAUAAAGUCUGGCAAAUAUAUACCGAAUCAAAAUAUGCUCGAGAUGGAAAGGCUGUGCGACGAAGAACGAUAUGCUGACCUUAAUAACGAUUAUGUCGAUGACAAUCACGAUGAAGAGAUAAAGCGAUUACAUUUAGCUCUGGCCGACGGAUCCGGUUAUUCGCAAAUUAACUAUAAUUACGAUGAAAACAAUGCGCCGACGAGUCAACUGCCAGAGGAGUUGACGUGUGAGCAAAAGCUGACGACCAGUGAAGACUCGGAUCGUUUUAAAUUACCGACCGGUUUGAGUCCACCCGAAGAUAUUUUACUGCCUGAGAGUCAAAAACUGCAUCACAUAAUCGAGAAGACGGCUCUCUUUGUUAGUAAACACGGCAUUCAAAUGGAGAUCAUUUUGAAGACCAAACAGUCGGCGAACAAAAAUUUUGAUUUCUUGUCGUUUGAAUCGCAACUCUAUUCGUAUUAUAAAUACAUUUUAGAGGCCAUAAAGUCUGGCAAAUAUAUACCGAAUCAAAAUAAAAGCAGUGAUAACUCAGACGAUUCGGACGACGACUCCGAUGGCGACAACUAUUUGCAUCCGAGUCUUCUCGGCUCGUCUUCGGCCAAAGCGAACAAUUCUCGCGUUUUUAAUAUUCCAAACCUAUUGCGGGUCCAAAAUAAUGACAAUAAUGAC
Messenger RNA from Medioppia subpectinata, 1107 nucleotides. The record is from the annotation of a GenBank genome assembly. Lineage: Eukaryota; Metazoa; Arthropoda; Arachnida; Sarcoptiformes; Oppiidae.